UUCAGGACCGGAGCUGUUCAGGCCCAGUGUCCGGGAUGGCCUCGGACCCGGAGCCGGGGAAAGGCGGCACCGCCUGCACGGUGAGGGUGGAGCUGGAGUUCGCGGUGCAGAUGACCUGUCAGAGCUGCGUGGAUGCAGUGGGCAAGUCCCUAAAAGGGGUGACAGGUGUACAGAAUGUGGAAGUCCAGCUAGAGAACCAGAUGGUCCUGGUGCAGACCACCCUGCCCAGCCAGGAGGUGCAGGCUCUGCUGGAAAGCACCGGGCGUCAGGCUGUCCUCAAGGGCAUGGGCAGCAACGGACUGAAGAAUCUGGGAGCAGCGGUGGCCAUGAUGGGGGCACCCGGCUCCGUGCAGGGUGUGGUCCGCUUCCUGCAACUGAGCCCUGAGCGAUGCCUCAUUGAAGGAACCAUUGAUGGCCUGGAGCCGGGGCUGCAUGGGCUCCACGUCCAUCAGUUUGGGGACCUCACCAAGGACUGCAGCAGCUGUGGGGACCACUUCAACCCUGAUGGCACCUCUCAUGGCGGCCCCCAGGAUGCUGAGCGGCACCUAGGAGACCUGGGGAACGUCCAUGCUGAUGCUGAUGGCCGGGCCACCUUUAGGAUCGAGGAUGAGCGGCUGAAGGUGUGGGAUGUGAUUGGCCGAAGCCUGGUCAUUGAUGAAGGAGAAGAUGACCUGGGCCAGGGCGGCCACCCCUUGUCCAAGAUCACAGGCAACUCCGGGAAAAGGCUGGCCUGUGGCAUCAUCGCGCGCUCUGCUGGCCUGUUCCAGAACCCCAAGCAGAUUUGCUCCUGUGAUGGCCUGACCAUCUGGGAGGAGAGAGGCCGGCCCAUUGCGGGCGAGGGCCGCAGGGAACCGACACAGCCCCCAGCCCACCUCUGAGUGAAGCCUCGAAUGGCCACACAGGGCCCUAGUUGGCCUACCUGAGAGACA
This is a messenger RNA of Suncus etruscus (white-toothed pygmy shrew), 929 nucleotides long. RefSeq names its product copper chaperone for superoxide dismutase (gene CCS). NCBI's taxonomy places the organism in Eukaryota, Metazoa, Chordata, Mammalia, Eulipotyphla, Soricidae. The record is from RefSeq and is a predicted model, not a curated record. Gene Ontology annotation, molecular function: copper ion binding. The transcript is spliced from 8 exons. The coding region runs from base 36 to 878 and encodes 280 amino acids. Gene Ontology annotation, biological process: removal of superoxide radicals.